This is a messenger RNA of Parus major (Great Tit), 1147 nucleotides long. Its product is annotated as WAS/WASL-interacting protein family member 3-like. Lineage: Eukaryota; Metazoa; Chordata; Aves; Passeriformes; Paridae. The record is from RefSeq and is a predicted model, not a curated record. The transcript has 2 exons. The coding region runs from base 1 to 483 and encodes 160 amino acids.
AUGACUGGGGACAGCGCGGGAGGCGGCGGCGGGGAUUGGGAGGGGGGCGCGCCGGUCGCUGGGCGGGGGGCAGCCGGUCGCCGGCAGGUCCGGGGGGGGACGAGCUUCUGCCUUAAACGCAAACAGAAGAAAUCGAGGAGAAGCCCCACAGGCACCACCGUGGGAGGACCGUACCCCGCGGUCACGGCCUGUCCCAGACCCCUCCCAGGAUCUCCGGCGGACCCGCGCUCCGGGGAGAGCCCUCCCGGCCCGGCCCGCCGCCCACCGCCGGCCUGCUCCGCACGCUCCUCUGCGGAGGGCUGCGCCGCCUGCCCGCUCCGGGCACAGCUCCGGGCUGCCUCCCGCUUCCCCUGGAAGCAGGCGACCGAAAUGGCACUGCUGCUGCUUCGACCGCGUAUGGAUCCGCCACCGUCCCCACCCCCUUCUCCCUCGCGGGGCUGUGCGAACCGAGCUGAUGGAACAGAAAGUAUGGGAUUUUUCUGAAAAAGGGGACAUGGAGAAGGAGUAAGACAAAAGGCAUAUUCAUUGUCUUCUCUCUGACCUACAAGAGGUUUCUGGAGAAAUGCAACACAUUAAAGCUCUGCAGUGUUCAUCCAUUAUGGAAAACCAUAGGGUGGCAGUAGCUGCCAAAACACUACACAAACUGAAUCAUCACAGAGUACCAGGACUUCCUUCUGAACUGUCACCAUCUGCUCAAGUCCCACAUCUGUGCCCAAGUUAACAAGCCGACCCCUCCAGAAAAAAGACCAACACACAAAACAAAAAACAAAAUCCCCGACAAUAACAAAAUCAACAAAACCCCCCUAAACCCUGCUAAGCACCCUCCCUAAGAAACCCCUCACAACCCACCCAAAAUCCUAAAAAAACUGAGACUAACAAGGAUGGCAUCUCAUAAAUGAAAGCUUUACAGUCAUACCUGUAAUGCCAUCGCCAUGAAAAAGGCAUUUAUUAUGAGGAACUGGUUGACACUUCAGACUUGUGAAGCACGUGGGGGGGUUUAUUGCAUGGUGAGAAUAAGCAAUAGAAAGAAUUUUUCUAAAUGGUAAGAAAAGGAAUGGUCUCUUACAAAAUAUAAUAGUCCUUCAGUCAUAUAAAAAUUUUCACAUUUUAUAACUUGUCUGUUACUAAAUAUAAUGCUGUUAAUUUC